UUCAUUUCCAAACUAACUGAAAGCAGUGAAUCAGUUUUCUCAAUGGGGGAGUUCAACCUUACCAACAUUGAGAUUCUUUUCUGGGUUUUACUAAUAUUGUAUUUGGGUGUUUCUCUAACAUUUAAUUAUCUACUUAUCAAAUAUGAAGCUAAAGUUAAGUUGGUAAAGAGAAAAUCAAAGUUACUAAAAUCUCUCUUAGAGGAUCAUGAUCAACUUGGAAAGAAACAGGAAAAAGUAGAAUCACGGGUCCGUUCUUUUUGGGAUAUAGACGACCUAUCUCAAAUUCAUCUUCAGCUAACCGAAGCUCAGGAUCAAUGGAUAAAAUCAACAAGAGAAGUUGUUAGUAAAGCAGAAGGCUGUUGCAGUGAGUACAACAAACAAAGCCCGGGGUCUUUUUGGGGUCCUAUUACCGCUAUCUUUAGAUUGAUGACCAUUAAAGAUGUUCUCUGGCAAAUAGAUGAUGUCGAAAGUAAGCUGACAGAUCAUUUUAAAAAGAAAGAUGAAAAAGCCAAAGACAUCCAUAUGUAUAUGGAGAGGUCAAGAUUAAUAACUAGAAGUCUUCUGGAUCAAUAUACAACCGAAGAGGAUAAAUCUGUAGCUAAAAAAGUCCGUAACUUUGUAGCAGCCCGACACCAAAAGCAGAAUAAGCCUUCUACAAGUUUUGAUGAAUUGAUCACGAAGAGCGUGGACAUAUUUUCAGGCAUGGAAGAGAGAUGGUCCAUAUAUCUCCUGCUUCCACUGCAUGCUUUCCUCAAGGACUUGAGUCAGCUUCGGUUAGAAACAGAAACAGAAAAAUGCUGGAGAACAGUAGCAGGAGAAAUAAUUAAAGAUGCAGAGAUCCUCAUUAGCAGCUACUUAUCGUGGUUUCAAACUUUCGGCAUAUUGAAGAAAUUCACGAUGGACAUUCCUUUUGUUACGCAUCAAUUCAAAAAGGAGAUGAAGCUCAUUGUCACCGAGUUUAAUAAACUGCUCAAGUACAACUUAACUUUCAUCGAUAGAGCUACAGAAAAGUCAACCUUGUCCUCUAUUACAGAGGAGAGGGAAAUCACAUCAGCCAUUAAAAGCAUUGACAGCAUGCUGAAAAAUCUGGACACAAGCUCAGAGCAAGUAGCUGAAAUGAACUCAAUGUGUGAUGCACUGGGCAAAAUGCAUGAGCAGCUACAGAAAGCAGAAGAAACAGCAGGGAGAAAUGCUUGUGUAGAGCAACUGAAGGCCAUUGCUCAGGAGCUGGACAAUUUUCUAGAAUGGUAUAUCAUUGGCCCUGAGCUCAAUCAAAUUGAGAUCAGAAAUGCAAUUGAUCUUCUUCAGAAUUUGAUACAAACUUGCACCAUCGAAAGACAUGAGUCAACCGAAGUAGUUGGUUUAAAAAUUGAGGAACGAGAUUUGGUCAUGAAACUGACUGCAAGCAAUGAUAAUGCUUCGAAACUAUGCAUUGUGGGGAUGAAAGGUGUGGGGAAGACAACUUUAGCAAAGGCAGUUUAUUACAACAAAGAUGUAGUCCAACACUUCCCUAUCCGUGUCUGGGUGACAGUAACUGUAGGACCAGCCUACAAAGAAAAAGUUCUGCUCAUGAAAAAUGAUGGAACUAAGGACCAGACAUUGACUAUGACCCAGGUACGUGUUCACUUGAAAGAUAAGCUCUGCCUUGUUGUCCUAGAUAAUGUCUCGCAAACAAAAGAUUUUGAUAACCUAUAUAAAACAUUAUCUGCAUCUGGAUGGGCAAGUGGGAGCAGGAUAGUGGUAACAACAUGCUUUAAGAAUGUUGCUUUGCAUGCUGACAGUGGUAGCCUCCAUCACCAUAUUCGACUGCUAACAAAGGAAGAGAGUUGGGCAUUGUUUCAGAAGGUGGCUGGAAUUCAAAGACCCAAAAAGAAGCUGGAACCAAAAAUGGAAAAAUUUGCAAAGAAGGUAGUGGGAAAAUGUGGGGGGUUGCCAUUAGCAAUCUUAUCUCUUGGGUGUAUCAUGUCAGUGAAGGGCAUAACUCAAGACAGCUUAUUGUGGGUGUUUGAACAAUUCAAUCAUGGUCGUUACAAAAUACAUUGGCUGCAAGCUUGGGAAAAGAACAAGGAAGACAUGAGUGAAACUAUGAGGGACUGUCUCUAUUACAUUACAAACUUCCCAUUAGACUAUGAAAUCCCAUCAAGGAGAUUAGUCAAUCUAUGGAUUGGAGAAGGAUUGGUGCAACAGAACAUUGAAAAACCACCUGAAGACAUUGCAGAAAGUUACCUAGAAGAGUUGAGAGACCGCAACAUGAUUCAAGUAGUGGCACUAAAGUCCAAUGGCAAGAUUAAGACAUGUUGUUUGCCAAGUAUGCUCAGAGAAAUCAUCAUCCAAAAUAGAAACAAAACAAACCAUGGUCGGUAUUUGGGUACACAUUUAGAUCGGCAAAUUGCCUAUCAUUUUGAUGAUCAUGGUCUUGAUGCAAACUCCACACAAGCAUUCAGCAAGAAAGGAAUCCCCAUGUCUGUUCUUUUCUUUGACAAGCGAGAGGGAAGUAAACCGGGAGAGUAUAUAGGGAAGAUCCUUUCAACAGGCAUUGCAAGUGAGAAGUUCCUAGAGACUAGAGUUAUUGAUCUUGAAUGCAUAUUCAGACCACAGUUGCCUAAGACUUUAAGAAAGCUCAAUAAUCUCAAGUAUCUUAGCUUAAGAUGGACAUACUUGGAGGAAUUACCCCCAUGCAUAUGCAAACUUCUGGAGCUGGAAACAUUAGAUUUAAAGCAUACAUGUAUCAAGUACAUCCCUAGCUCAAUCUGGGAAUUGAAGAAACUGAAGAAAUUAUAUCUGCCCCAAAAUUGUCGAAGUAAAAUUGAGGGCAAGCCAAGGGGAAAAUUUAACGAAAAUCUCCACACACUCUGGGGCGUCUUCUUGUAUGAGAGUUACCCUCUUCUUGGUUACCUUCACAAGCUGAAGAGCCUUCAAAAAUUAAAAUUAGCGUUUCAGUUGAAAGGACCAGAGCAAGAGACACUUGCGGAGAAGAUUGUGAAGCUUGAACAACUUCAUUCACUGACACUUAAGUCGGUGGAUGAAAGUGGUCAUCCUAAUAAACUUAAAUGGAUUAAUGUGUCAAACCUUGAGAAGCUCUCAUCCCUCCGGUUGUUUGGAAAAUUAGAGGAGAAACUUCGUAUGAGUCUCUUUCCAAAAAAUCUCACUGAUCUCACCAUGUCGGCGUCAAAACUAUCAGACGAUCCGAUGCCAGAGUUACAGAACCUGCCCAAGCUUAAGUCAUUAUGUUUUUAUGCUGACUCUUAUACAGAGAUAAAGAUGGUAUGUGCCUUAGGAAGCUUUCAACAACUUCAAGUACUAAGAUUCUGGAAUUUGGAGAAGCUGAAAGAGUGGGCUGUUGAGGAAGGAGCGAUGCCUAGCCUCAUGGAAUUUGAAGCUCGGUCCUGCAUAAAUUUAGCAGUUCCCACUGGGUUGAAGCAUUUGAAGACUAUUCGAAUGAUAAAAUUACGUAAAAUGCCAAGCCAAUUCGGGAAAGACAUACAGUCACUAGUUAACGUUGAGAUGUCACUAGUUAACGUUGAGAUUUAUGAAGAGUUGAAGACUGACGGGCAAUAA
Molecule: messenger RNA, 3558 nt
Organism: Trifolium pratense (red clover)
Lineage: Eukaryota; Viridiplantae; Streptophyta; Magnoliopsida; Fabales; Fabaceae
Product: putative disease resistance RPP13-like protein 2
Exons: 1
Coding region: 43-3558 (1171 amino acids)
Biological process (GO): defense response to other organism
Molecular function (GO): ADP binding
Source: RefSeq, a predicted model, not a curated record